GAGAGGCAUUUCAUAUAUGAUAAGAGUGAAGAGUUUGAUGUAAUUGAAGAGGACUCGAAGAUCGGCCAAACAAAUAAAUAACAGGAAACCCCAUAUCCAUCAGUUUGGGCUCAACCGAAAAAUGUUUCCUAAACAUGUAUAAAACACCAGAUAAAGAGAGAGAGACAGAAAGUGAGUUGGAGCUCUUAAUUUCAUUCGAAGGCUACCUGUCUGCGUCUGCCUUGUGCCCCUGUCGUCUGUGAUCAGUUGCUUCUCUGUGAAUUGUGAAUUCCGUCGGUACGAAGACCGCUCUUGCGAAAUCCAAUCUCAGUUGUUGAUUUUAUUAUUCAUAAUCCUGCAUCAUCCAUAUGCACCUUUCUAUUUGACGGACCAGUUCAACCAAGGAGAAAAAGUAUGUGUCCUUCAUGACUUGAUGUUCCUCUGCUGUUAGAAAAACAAAAGGUUAAAAGAAGAAAUUGAGGAUGGAGAUUGUUUACCAGCCAUAUAUUGAUCCUGAAUAUGAAUCUCUCAUCGAAAGAAUACACCCUCCCAGGGUUUGUAUAGAUAACGACGCAUGCCAAGACUGCACUCUCGUUAAGGUUGAUAGCGCAAACAAACACGGGAUUCUACUGGACAUGGUCCAAGUCCUCACAGAUCUUGACCUGGUUAUCUCCAAAGCUUAUAUUUCCUCCGAUGGUGGAUGGUUUAUGGAUGUGUUCCACGUGACAGACCAGCUUGGGAACAAACUUACUGACCCGACCCUCAUUCUUUACAUCCAACAGGCUCUCUGUGCUAGUAGGGGAGGAGGGGUUCCGGAGGAAGCAAUACAAAGAGGCCUAAACAGAGAAUACGUGUCCGCGGAUUACACAGCCCUGGAGAUGACUGGGAUAGACAGGCCGGGUCUAGUGUCCGAGAUAUCAGCUGUGCUUGUCGAAUUGGGUUGCAACAUCGCUGCUGCCGUUGCAUGGACCCACAACACCCAUUGGGCUUGCGUAAUUUACAUAGAAGAUGGCCAAAUUGGUGGGCCGAUCGUAGACCAUGAUAGGCUGGCCCAUAUACAAGAGCAGCUGGCUAACGUCGUUGAGGCCCAUCACGGGAAGGGCGAGAGGAGCAGCGUCAGGCUGACUGCUCCUGUUUCCGGGCGUACUCACACAGAGCGCCGGCUUCACCAGUUGAUGUACUCUAGUAGGGACUAUGAGAGUUGCCAUGGCUGUAACGGAGGUGCCGGCCACUGGGCUGGCUGCACCAAGACCCACGUCUCCAUAGAGCCUUUUAAGGAGAAGGGCUACUCGGUCGUGAAUGUGAAGAGUAGAGAUCGGCCUAAGCUCUUGUUCGACACGGUUUGCGCACUCACAGAUUUGCAGUACGUGGUGUUCCAUGCAGCAGUUAGCUCGAAGGGCACCACGGCUCGUCAAGAGUAUUUUAUAAGGCAAAAAGAUGGCUGCACUUUGGAUACAGAGAGCCAAAGGCGCAAGCUUACUAAGUGCUUGAUCGCAGCAAUUGAAAGAAGAGUUCCCCAUGGAUUGAGAAUGGAUAUAUGCACAAAAAAUCGAAUGGGACAACUCUCAGAUAUCACAAGGGUGCUUCGGGAGAAUGGGCUAUCAAUAUCAAGGGUAGAGAUGGGGACAAACGGUGAAAGAGCGACCGGAGCAUUUUACGUCACUGAUACAUCAGGGCAUGAGGUGGACACAAAGACGGUGGAGUUGGUGAGGCAAGAGGUUGGGGGGUCAAUCUUGUUGGUUCACAGGUCCUCAGGUUGGAGUUCUCACCCUUCCUCAUCUAGUAUUAGCAGGACCAGCAGCGGUGAGGUGGAUGAUAGACCGAGAUUCUCGCUAAGGAACUUACUGGGGUCUCAACUUGAACGCCUUUCUAGCAAUUUUGGACCAAUCCGUCCAUGAAGAGUUCAUAAUACACAGUUUUUAUGCUGUGGUUCCUAUGUAUGCAGAUUAGGUUUGUGUGUAUCAGAAGCUGAUGGCCUUUACUACUGUAGUCUUCAAAUUUACAUAAUGUUUUUCAUAGACAAAAUGCUUCUUGCAUAUAGCCAAACAAAAUGCUUAUCGCAUAUAGCAAUAACAAUAGCACACCAACCUAGUAGGCAUUACACAUGCGCGAAUUUCUCAAAAGCUUCUUAGCUAUGACUUUUGAGUUUCCAGGAAGUUGUUUCCCACAUAUAUCACUCGUUCAGCAAACAAAGGUGGAAAACUAAGAACUAAAGUACACACGAAAAUCAACUAGGCUUUUCCCAAAUUUAUUAGCAGCGCAAACUGCAAAGCUCAAAUGGUACGGGACUACGAGAAGGAAGUUUUAUCGUAUGGGACUACUAGACCAGAGUUUAAUUUCUGGAUCUCAAGGAUAGAAUAAAAUCCUACUUUCGAUCCAUAUUCUCCAUUCCCCAGAAUUAGGUUUGAUUCAAAAGAAUCUCUUCACACCACAAACCUCCUCAGGGGCCCCAUUUACGUCCAGCUUUAUCUCCUACAAGCUUAGCCUAGACGUCUAGUAACGAGGCCAGGCCGUCCUGCCAACUACAAUCCAUACAUGACAAUACAGGUAAUUCACCACCAAAUCAAUAUGACAUGCCAACUUAGU
Tripterygium wilfordii is the source of this 2565-nucleotide messenger RNA. Its product is annotated as ACT domain-containing protein ACR1. Lineage: Eukaryota; Viridiplantae; Streptophyta; Magnoliopsida; Celastrales; Celastraceae. The record is from RefSeq and is a predicted model, not a curated record. The transcript has 8 exons. The coding region runs from base 462 to 1877 and encodes 471 amino acids.